This is a messenger RNA of Botrytis porri, 2163 nucleotides long. RefSeq lists its product as uncharacterized. The coding region runs from base 1 to 2163 and encodes 720 amino acids. The record is from RefSeq and is a predicted model, not a curated record. The transcript has a single exon. NCBI's taxonomy places the organism in Eukaryota, Fungi, Ascomycota, Leotiomycetes, Helotiales, Sclerotiniaceae.
AUGGAUACUUAUAAUGAGGGAAGAGUUAUUCCAGCACAUGAGAGAAAAAUUGCAGAAAAAGUGCAGAGAAAGGUGCAGCGAUGUUUUGAAAAGCAAACUGGCACGACCUUGUCCGUCAAGGAGGCGCACUGGCUGGAUUGCAUCUGUCGAAAAUGUCCUCCGCUGGCAAGAAAUAUGGCUAAGGAUACUGAAGUCUUCCAAACUAUAUCAGGGAAAGCUUUUGAAGCUGCAAAUUCUGUUCAGAGUCUUUUCUUGACUGCACGCGAAGUCGAAGCCUACAAAUACACAUCUCUUCGUGGUGCGUUCUACGCCAAAGCACGCUCGGAAAGACCCGCAGACGACAUACUCAUAUGGUUCUAUAUCUUUGAAAGAACAUAUAUCGACGGGACCCAUUGCUUGGAUUAUCAACGGGAUCCAUUUAAAGAUUACAGCGAGAAUGUAGGCAUAAAUUUGUUAGCAGAAUUUGCGAUUGCUUCAAAACCCUGCUUUGUUGUUCCAGGAGGAAGAGAAGAGCUUGCGAAAGAGUGGUAUCUAUGUUCAGUUUCAAGUCUUGAAAAGCUCGAGGAUGCGAAGCUUUGGCAAGUCAAUGCCACGUUGAGCAGCAGGGAAGCGCGUGUUCUUACCGCUCUAGAUAUAUCAUUACCGGUUUCCAAAGAGUGCGAGGCAAAAUUACCAAGAAACGCAACCAGAAAACAACGCAUGGACAUGGCUGCAUUUGAGCCUGAAAAUUAUCUCCCCGGAUAUCUGUACCAUCGCCUGGGCCUAGCUGUGAAGAAUGACACCGAUAUCACAUUUACAAGCGACGAGGCUGCAACACUCCUCAUAAUUUUAACAGGCAACCCAGUCCCAAAAUCAGACCCGUCAAUCGGAUCUCCCACAAAAGCUGUCGAAUAUCACGAAGGAAAUAAUGAAAUAGUCCCACCAGAAUGGGUAAGAAGUGCUAUCGAAGCACAAGUCAAGGCAGGAAAGGAAGAGCCGAAGAGAUUCAAGAACGGGUAUCCCCUAACGACAAAGACCCCGGAACAGAGGAAACAAUGGCGUGUGGAGGAGAAAGAGAGAUUGAUAGCGUCAGGUCAUACUGAGUUGGCUUUCGUUAGAAAGGAGCCGAAGAAGAAGGUGGUAGAACGCAAAGUUACCAUCAAUGACAUCAGAGCUUUCAUCGAAACAAACUUUGAACAGUCGGAAGAAGAACACGAGAAGCCAGAAGAAGAAGCUGAAGAUAGAGCUAAGGACGACUUGAUACUCUCAUUAGGCAAGAAAAUCGUGGCCAAAGAACGAUACAUAGCUGAAAAGGAGACCGAGAUGAAGCAUCUAUAUGUUGCUCAUGACAAUCGAGAGCAAGCACUCAAAAGUGAGAAUAGCAAGCUAGAAUCUGCAUUAGCAACGACGAAAGAGAAACUCAACAAGGCACUGAAAGAACCAGACAAGGUUCGAAGCGAAUGGUCUGCCAAGAUACAGCGUCUGCACGAAAAGAUUUCCAAGCUAGAGACGGAAUUGAAGGCUGGACAAGAUGCACUCAACAUCACAAAGCUGGAUAGUGCAGAAACAACCAAUAAACUUUCUCGACACAAAGCAGCACAUGAACGCUUUGUUGAAAAGGCUACUGAGCUCAAGAAACAACGGGAUGAAGCACGACAAGAACGAGACAUACUACGUGCUUCUCGCGUCAGUCAGGCUCAACUCGACGACACAAAGGCUAGCGAGAUCGCUCGUGCCGUUGAGGAAGCUACCAAGCCUCUGAAAGCUACCAUUGUUGCAUCGGAAGAAAAGAUCGCCACUCUGGAAACAACAAUUGCGAAACUCAAAGACGACGCCGUGACUCGAAAGAACGAAGAAGGCAUGGCCGCACUUCCAGUGAUCAAACAGCUUCUCAAUCUCGAAAAAGUACAUGAGCGAUUGAAGAAAGCUAUCAUCAGGGAACGCAGUGGUCGCGCACAGGACGCAGUAUCUUGGGAAAGCGUCGAGAGUGAUCUUCAGCGACAAUUGCAAGAAGAGCAAUCUGUGUCUGCGGAUCUGCGAUCUCAGAUUAUGCAGAAGUCGGAUGGGGAUACGGCGCUAUUGGACCAAAUUGCUGUGUUGCAAGAGAGGAAUGCGCGGUUGGAGGUGGAAAAUACGCAGUUUAGAAAUGUGCAGAGGUUGAUGCGGGGGAUUGGCAGAUUGUAG